AUGACUGAAGAAAAAGAGGUGCAAGCUGAAAAUAACGAGAGUCAAGAUAAAGAAAAUAAAAAUGAGGACGAACAAAACAAAAAUGCAGAAGUUGAUAACGCAGAAGAAGAAUCAGAAUUGGACAGUAGUAUAAUUCGUCAAAUCGAAUACUAUUUCGGUGACCUUAACUUACCAAGAGACAAAUUUCUAAGAGAGCAAGUCAAACUUGAUGAUGGCUGGGUGCCGCUGGAAGUAUUGACCAGAUUUAACAGACUUGCAAAACUGUCGACUGACAUCGGAGUUAUAGCAAAUGCUAUCAGCAAAUCCACAUCAGGUCUUCUAGAGAUAUCCGAUGACAAUCAAAAAGUCCGACGGAAUCCUGAAUUACCGAUACCUGAGAUGAAUGAAGAAAGACGCAAAGAGUUAGUUUCUAGAACAAUCUAUGCUAAAGGAUUCGGUAAAGACACUUCCCUUGACGACAUACUAAAGUAUUUCAAGCAGUUUGAAGAAGUUGAGAACAUUAUUAUGAGGAAAUAUCAAGAUAGGAAGACAAAGGAACGCAUUUUCAAGGGUUCUGUUUUUGCUACUUUUAAGACAAAAGAUCAGGCAGAUAAAUUUAUGGAGACAAAGGAUCAUAAAUUUAAUGAUACUGACUUACUGGUUAUGUGGCAAGAUGCAUACUUAGAGAAGAAGAGGGAGGAAUAUGCAAAUUUUUCAGCAAACAAAAAGAAUAAGAAUAAAAAUAGUGAAUCAGAGCAAAAAGAGAAAAAUGAAUUCAAACUGCCGACUGGUACAGUGCUUCACUUCAGUCAGGGUCAUGACAAGAUGACCAGAGAAGAUGUGAAAGAUGCCCUCACUCCAUUAGGUAGCGAGGUGGCUUUUAUCAGCUUUAAGGUGGGAGACACAGAAGGUUGGGUCCGUCUGGCUAAUGAGGGUGAUGCUAAGAAAGUAGCCGAGAAGAUUCCGGAUGGAAAAAUCAAGAUCGGCGAAUCUGAGGUCGUUUUCCGGGUGUUAGAAGGCGAAGAAGAAAAGAAUUACCUCGAUAAGACUAUAGAAGAAAUGUCAAAGAGGCGACAGAACAUGAAGAAACAGAAAAAAGGUGGCAAACCACAGUACAGGAAAAGGAAACAGGAUAAUCACGACGAUGCACCAAGAGCUAAAACAAGAGCCAGCUAA
This is a messenger RNA of Danaus chrysippus (African queen), 1155 nucleotides long. The record is from the annotation of a GenBank genome assembly. Lineage: Eukaryota; Metazoa; Arthropoda; Insecta; Lepidoptera; Nymphalidae.